GUUGUCUCUCCUUUAAUACACAAUUCCUCGGACUUCUUGUCAAUUAUUUCAAAUGAAUUUUCACCGUUCGAAUCUUCUUGCAUCAUUUUAAUUAUUUAUUAAUUUCAAUUUUUGUAAACACAAUAUUUUGACAUAAGGAAGGAUUCGUGGCGGACUAGUUCGUUUUGGGUUUCUAUGUUGGCAGCAUUUGUAUUUAAUUUUGAUUGGUUGCGACGUUGCCGGGUUUCUUUUUCUUUAAAUGUAAUUUUGAUCCCCCUAUUCUGUUUAUAUAAGUUAUUUAUUGGUAUAGUUUGUUCUGUGAUUAGAAUUGCAAACGUGGUUUUUAAUUUUUGUUGAUAAAUAUAUCGGUUUAAGAUAUUCUGGUUUUAUGGUAGGCAGAAUGAACACUAUUGACAGUUUCAUAACCUGACUUUUGUAACGUGGUUUUCAUGUAUUUUUUGAGUUAAAAAAUGGGUGAAGCAGACAGUGCUUCGUUGGACAAGAAGAAAUCUCACAGAGAUAGACAUUCAGGUAGAAAAGCUGAAAAGAAAAAAGACAAGAAAAAUGCCAGAAACCCUGUGGAAGAGCUUUCCGACAGAAAGAGAAACCCCAAAGCGUUCGCCAUUAAUUCCGCUGUCAGUGCGGAGCGAAAAUUCCGAAGAAAACAAGACAUCGACACUAAAAAGCAACACAUACCUUUGGUGGAUCGUACGCCCAUCGAACCGCCACCCAUUUUGAUUGCCGUAGUGGGGCCCCCAAAAGUGGGCAAAACCACGGUGAUAAACAAUUUGAUUCGGUUGUUUACGAGGUCUCCUUUAACGGAAAUAAAGGGCCCAGUUACGAUUGUAACAGGCAAAAAGCGUAGGAUAACUCUCAUAGAAUGCAACAAUGAUGUUAAUUCCAUGAUCGAUUUGGCUAAAGUGGCCGAUUUGGUGCUUUUACUCUGCGACGCCAGUUUUGGGUUUGAAAUGGAGAUUUUCGAGUUUUUGAAUAUUUGUCAGGUGCAUGGUAUGCCGAGGAUUAUGGGCAUAUUAACGCAUUUGGAUAUGAUUAAGAAUAGUAAAGCCUUAAAAUUGAAAAAAAAGACUCUUAAGCAUAGAUUUUGGACGGAGGUUUACGCGGGCGCCAAAUUGUUUUAUUUAUCCGGUAUUGUGCAUGGGGAGUAUUUGAGAAACGAAAUCAAAAAUUUGGGGAGGUUUAUUUCGGUUAUGAAGUUUCGCCCUUUGACGUGGAGGACCACUCACAGCUAUUUACUCGGAGAUAGGUAUGAGGAUUUGACCAAUCAGGAAGUCAUUCGCAAGAACCCCAAUUGCGACCGAAAUAUAUCGCUUUACGGGUACAUAAGGGGGGUUCCAAUCAAAAAGGAGUCAUCGGUGCAUAUACCGGGGCUGGGGGAUUUAAAAAUCCGCGACAUUUCGUAUCUACCGGACCCGUGCCCUCUACCGGAUCAAAUCAAAAAACGCGCCUUAGUAGAGAAGGAGAAACUCAUAUACGCGCCGUUUUCAGGGGUGGGGGGUAUAGUCUACGACAAAGAUGCAGUCUACGUGGAAUUAGGGGGAUCCCACAGCCACAAUAAAAAAGACGAAGAAGACGAGUCCACGAACAUAGUCGCGAAUUUGAUUGACGUUAAGGAAACUUUAGACCUAAAAAUGCAACGCUCGGAGAUGCAGCUGUUCAGUGGCGGUCAAAAGUUGACCUCCAAAGAUUGGGGGGAGGAUAAAGACGACGUCGCGACGGAAAUGUUCGGGAAGGGGGAGGAAAAAACGGCCUCGGACGAUCUCAGCGAAGAGUUAUCGCGGUUGAGGAAGAACGAGAUAAUUGAAGACGGCGGAAGAAUCAGAAGAAGAGUUGUCUUCGAUGUGGACGACGAAGAAUUUUCGAAGAAUAUUGAUGAUGAAUCAGAUGACGAUUCUUCGGAUGAUGAAAAAACCGCUGAAUACGUAACGCUAAAAGAGAACAAAGAUAAAGGCGUUCACUCGAAGAUAGCAGAUGUUCUGCAGAAAUUAGACGAGAGGAAAAUUGUUUUCGACACUUUUGAAGAAGAAGAAGACCAAUCGUCGGACGAAUCAUACGAUGAAGAUGAAGACUCAGAUGAUGAUGAUGGGGAUUUGAAGUGGAAAGACAAUUUGGCGGAAAAAGCGAAAGACAACUUUCUCGACAGACAGAGCUCGAAUAAGAAUCUAAUGAGGCUUGUUUACGGCGUUUUCGAUGCCAAACACAAUAAACAACAAGAUGCAGCGGAAUCGGAAGACGAUGAGGAAAUUGGCGGUCUUUUCAAGAAGGUAUCAAAGGAGCAGGAAAAAAUCAGAACCGAUAAAGAAAGCAUGGAUUUAGUGGAGUCUCCACUAAGCUUACCGUGGAACUCUAACGUACAAAACUGGUUGGAGGACGAAAACAAAGCUCUCAUUGUGAACUGUUUUGUCACUGGUAAAUGGAAAGAUUCAGAGGAUGCCGGCAUGCUUUUAAAACUGGACGACACCGAAGAUUUGAGCGACGUGGACUCGGAAGUGUUUGGAGACUUCGAAGAUCUGGAAACUGGAGAGAAACACGUUUCAAAUAAUAAUAAACGCAAAAGAGACGAAAAUGAAAAGGACGAGUUGGCGGAUAGAGCCGCCCUAGUCGAGAAAAAACGCAAACUGAAGGAGAAAUUCGACUCGGAAUACGACAACACGGAAAAAACUAGUUACUACGACGAUUUAAAGAUGUCGGCGGAAAAACAAGCGCAACUCAACAAAACGGUGUUCGAAAAUAUGCCUGAUGACGUCAGGGUUCAAAUAGAAGGUUUCAGGCCCGGUAUGUACGUCAGGGUUGAGUUUGAAGAUGUUCCCGCCGAGUUUAUUAAGUACUUCGACCCCACCUACCCUCUCGUAAUAGGCUCCCUCAACAUGGGCGAGGAGAACAUAGGCUACGUCAACGUUAAAAUCAAAAAACAUAGGUGGUACAAAAAGAUUCUAAAAACCAGCGACCCGUUGAUCAUCUCGUUGGGGUGGAGGCGCUUCCAGACGGUUCCUUUGUACUCCAAAUUGGAGGACGACUUGAAAUUUCGGUACUUAAAAUACACACCGGAGCACUUAUCGUGCAACGCGCACUUUUGGGGGCCCAUAACCCCGCAGGGGACCGGUUUUUUGGCUUUGCAGGUGGUAAACCAAAGCGCCGAAGCUUUAAAAGUCCAAGGGUUCAGAAUAGCGGCCACCGGUUCGGUGCAAGAGCUCGACAAGUCCACGCAGAUCAUGAAAAAGUUAAAACUCGUCGGUUACCCGAUGAAAAUAUACAAGAAAACCGCUUUCGUUAAAGGGAUGUUCAACUCCUCCUUGGAGGUGGCCAAAUUCGAAGGAGCCCGAGUGAAAACCGUAUCCGGCAUAAGAGGACAAAUAAAAAAGGCCGUCGGAAAGCCCGAGGGCUGUUUCAGAGCCACUUUCGAAGACAAAAUCCAACUGAGCGACAUCGUGUUCUGUCGGACGUGGUACAAAGUGGACGUCCCGGAAUUCUACAACCCUGUAACCACGCUUUUAUUACCUCUAGGAGAGAAAAACGCUUGGAGAGGCGUAAGAACAACCGGGGAAAUCAAACGCGAGAAGAACAUCAGGAACCCCGCCGAUAAGGACAGUUUGUACACCCCUGUGAUCAGGGAAGAGAAACCACUGAAGCCGCUGGUGAUACCCGCCAAGUUGCAGAAGGCUCUCCCGUACAGGGACAAGCCAAAGCACGGCGUUAAGGAGGAGGAAAGGAAGAAAUCCAUGGAGAGGGUGGCUGUGAUAAGGGAACCCUACGAACAGAAGAUCGCGAAGAUGAUGAAGAUGAUCAAGGCUUCCUACGAGAAUAAGCAGGAGAAGUUGAAGAAGGAAACCAAGGAGCGACUGGAGAGGCACAAGAUGCAGAUAGAGGGCGUAGAAGCGGACAAAAUGAAGAAGCUGAAAGAGAAGAAGAAGGAGGUGUUCAGGAAGAAGAGUAAAGCGGCAAUAAUCCAGGAAAAAAAGGGCACCAAACAUUAGUUAUGUUAAAUAUAAUGCUA
This is a messenger RNA of Brassicogethes aeneus, 3991 nucleotides long. Lineage: Eukaryota; Metazoa; Arthropoda; Insecta; Coleoptera; Nitidulidae. The record is from the annotation of a GenBank genome assembly.